Molecule: messenger RNA, 3615 nt
Organism: Owenia fusiformis
Lineage: Eukaryota; Metazoa; Annelida; Polychaeta; Sabellida; Oweniidae
Source: the annotation of a GenBank genome assembly
GGAAUAGAUAUUCCACAUUGCACUGAGUUAAAUUAAUUUUUUGAGAGCAGUGCCCAUUAGCAAGUUAUCAAAUGUUUUAAACUACUCAAUCCGCGCAUGCGUUUAAUGCACUUCCGGUCUCCAAAAAGUUUCUUGUUUUGAUGAAAUUUUGAUGAUUAUUUGACUAUGCCUCCUCAAAAGGGCAUAUUUGAGUAUAUACACAAUGUGCAGUAUGGACGCGGAAGUAUUCCUGAACUACAGAAUCGAUGUAAAGCUUCGUUGUCAUUCAUUGAAACAUUGAAGCUAGAGUCAGCCUUGGAAGUGCAUAAUGGCUGUGUGAACUCUAUAUGUUGGAACAGCACAGGGGAGUUUAUCCUGUCAGGGUCAGAUGACCAGUGUCUCAUCAUUACUGACCCAUUUAAAGAAAAGGUGUUAAGGAAGAUACAAUCUGGACAUAAAGCCAAUAUAUUCAGUGCCAAGUUCCUGCCAAACACAAAUGACAAUGAGAUAAUAUCAUGUUCUGGGGAUGGAAUAAUAUGCUACACCCAGCUUCACCCUGAUUUGGCCGCUGACUUUACAUCCUUUAACUGCCACUUUGGCACUUGCUAUGAUGUCAUCACUGUUCCUAAUGAUUCACACAGCUUUUUAUCAUGCGGAGAAGAUGGAACUGUUCGUUGGUUUGAUCUCAGACUGAAGACCAGCUGCUCCAAAGAAACCUGUAAAGAGGAUAUUCUUAUAAACUGUCGGCGUGCAGUGACUGCUAUAUCUGUCAACCCUGUGUUGCCUUAUCAACUUGCAGUGGGAUGUUCAGACAGCACUGUCAGAAUGUAUGACAGGCGAAUGUUGGGUACAAGAAUGACAGGUCACUAUACAGGAAAGAGUCAUGCUGGAUUGUUCAGUAAAUUUACACCCCCUAGUGUCAGCAGUAGGUACCAUAGAAUCACAUCUCUGCAGUACAGUUCUGAUGGUACAGAGGUCCUUGCUAGCUUCUCCUCUGAGCAUAUGUACCUCAUUAAUAUUAAGGAUACCGAAAAAGAACCCAAGACUUUAGUUAAACCCCAACCUACAAGCAAGAAUAUACAGAAUGCUGACUCAUCCCCUGGAGGUAACAAACAACCGCCAAUAAAGCGCCUCAGAUUGCGUGGUGAUUGGUCAGAUACUGGACCUAAUGCUCGGCCAGAGCGGGAACGAAGACAACAAGAAGGAGAGACGGAGGAACCCCAGAGUAACAUUAUGCAGAGGAUGUCUGAUAUGUUGACACGCUGGUUGGGGGGUGAAAGACAGGGGGAGGCUGACACAGCAGAAGGAACAGCUACUGGAGAGUCACCUAGUCAAAGGGAGGAAGGACAGAGCAUGGAACAGUCAACUGAGGAGAAUGUUGCCCCUAGUAACGAUUCAUCUAAUCUCAGUGUGGCUGAUUCAAAUGAAGUUGCCAUGGAGAUUGAUACUGAUAAUACAACAGAUGCAGAACAUGAAGUGCAGAAAUCUAAAUCUGAGCACAUUGAUGAUACUCAUGAACACUCAGGAAAUGACGCAAAAACUGAACAUAUGUCAUGUGAUAAUUCCAAUGAAGCAGGAGCCAUGAUAGACAUUGAAAUGGCUCCAAUUCUAGCCACAUCCGGUGCUAUACCUAAGUCAACGAAACUGAACAGUCAACAAACUCAAGACCCAAGAUCUUCAGUAUCAACUGAACAGACUAAUACAACACUGAAAAAAGAUGGUGAAUCUCAAUUUCGUAGAAUUCUAGAUUCUGAUAACCUGACACAAAGCAGUCAAUCUACGGGAGAAAGUGCAAUAGAAAAAGACAAUGUGGGAUCUAAGAUCCAAUCAAAUAAAGAUACAUCGACUGAAGAAACUGAGAGAGCUCAUGAAGUGACUCAAACCAAUCCUCUGUCUGUGAUACCUACAAGUGUUGAGAAUAUUAGGCCCUUAGAGAUCAAGGAAAUCAAAUUGCAGUAUAGUAAUUAUGGUACAACAGCAUCUACAAUCCAAGUAGAAUAUAAGAAGCCGCCAACCAUGUUUAGUAUAGGGACAACUACUGAUGAUAUUGCAGUUGAAGCUAGUGAUAAUAAAAAUGAUGUAAAUGAUGAAACGGAAGAUGUUAUUAAGACAAGUGAUAGCAUUGAUGGACUUGAUACUGCUGCACAUGUAACUGAUGGAUCAAGUGGUGAUACAGUCGAUAGCUCGACAACCAUCCCUCAAUGUCUUUCAUGUGGCACAGUUACUUGUACCUCAUCUUUCACUAACAGCACAUCUGGACCAGUUGCAAAAUCCAAACCAUUAGUCGGUGUAGGAACAUCAAUAUCUCCAAACACCUCCAGUGAUAAACUCUCAGAUGCCGCAAAUUUUGUUCUCGCUGGUUUAAAAUCUCAAAGCUCUAGUCGCAAAUCCUCGGCAGAUUUAUCUGUACAAGCAAGUGGUAUUACCUUGGAUCACAUCUCAGAUCAAGUAACAUCUGAUGAUGCUAGAAAUAAUGAAAGUAUUAGAAUUGAAUCUCCAAAUGAAUCGGAUGAACCAUCACAUCAUGAUUCCAAAAUUACUGACAAUGAGGAAAAAAUAUCUAGUCAAACUAAGGAAAUUGUUACUGAAGCUGUGAGGAAUGAUGAACUUCAAAUCACAGAUACAGCAUCUGUAUCUGCAGAUACAAUAUCGGAAGCUACAAUACUAUCAGCUCCAGAUACAUCGAUAGCUGUAUCCACAAUGCCACCAGCUCCAGAAGCCUCAAUGAGUUCAUUUGGAAAUGUCUCACCAUCAGUUGUGAUCACUUCACCUGUGACUCCAGCCCAGUCAGUCACUUCAUCUCUGGUGUCAGAAGCCUCAGCUUCCCCCUUAGAAUCAAACUCUGAACAAGGGUUAUCAGAAUAUAAGCCCCUGGUGCAUGUAGAAUUAGCAGAUCAGACCCCAGAUACAACAGUCUCUCAACCUGUAGCAUCAACUUCAGGUGAAAGGCGUAGAAGAGUAGGUCACAGUGGGCCCCCUACAGGAGACUUUCAACUGUAUGAUGAUGAUAAUGACAGUGAUGAAGAGCUAAUGGCUGCUCAUAGAAGAUCUCAUGCUAGGCCUAACAGGAGUGAUGAUGAAAACCUUGAAAGAAACCUAGCAGCUAUAAAAUUACAGACACUUUAUCGUAAACGUCUCGAGGCUAAGGAGAUGGAGGAACAAGACUCUAUGUGCAUCGAGACACCUAAGAUAAAGAACAUCUAUAAGGGUCAUAGGAACUCGAGAACUAUGAUCAAGGAGGCUAGCUUCUGGGGUGAGGAUUAUGUAAUGAGUGGUAGUGACUGUGGACACAUCUUUAUAUGGGACAGACAUACAGCUAAGUUGGUGCAGAUGUUAGAGGCUGAUAGACAUGUAGUCAACUGUAUCAGACCUCACCCCUCUUAUCCCAUUUUGGCAUCUAGUGGUAUAGACUAUGAUAUAAAGAUCUGGGCCCCUACGUCUCUGGAAACUACGUUUGAUAGAGAGACUGCUAAAGAGGUGACAAAGAGGAAUGAAGUUAUGUUAGAUGAGACGAGGGACACCAUCACUGUUCCAGCAUCUUUUAUGUUGCGAAUGCUGGCAUCUCUGAAUCAUAUACGAUCUGGUCGUGCUGGACAUGAAGAAACCAAUACUGAUACAUCUUCAGACUCAGAUUAA